Messenger RNA from Notodromas monacha, 658 nucleotides. Lineage: Eukaryota; Metazoa; Arthropoda; Ostracoda; Podocopida; Cyprididae. The record is from the annotation of a GenBank genome assembly.
AUGCUCGCUCAUGUUGUGCCCCCGGUGAGCUUAGACCAGGCAUACGAGGAAUUUCACGAGGCUGAAGAUGUGCAUUCUUCUGGUUUAGCUGCGUUUAUUGACCUUGUGGAGUCCGAUCCAGUUACUAAUUACGUGGAUUGUGGUUCCAAGGGUGGUAAAAUUGUGUCGGUGGAUAUCGUCCCAGCGUGUGGGGAUGAGCGGUAUUGUAUUUUGCAGUCAGGGAAAACUGUGAAACUUGCAUGGACUAUUCAGGCGACCGAAGCUCUGAAAAGCUUGCAGGCAAAGGUUUACGGCACUAUUGCUGGUAUCCCAGUUCCUUUCCCACUUCCUAACUCUAAUGCAUGCAAAGAUUCUGGAAUCAGUUGUCCCGUGAAAGAUGGAGAUACUUUCACGUAUGACUUGAAUCUCGAUGUGAAAUCCGCCUACCCGAAGAUCCACGUUGAUGUGAAAUUUACGCUCGUCGAAGAUGGAAAAACGGUGGCUUGUUUCUUGCUCCCGUCAAAAAUCGAAUAGUUGUCAGUAUCGCCGAAUAGUUGAUCGGUCUAUUUCAACUGUGACUUCAUUCAGUUCAUCCAUUGCGUGCGUCUUGCCAUCGUCCGUGGAAAAAGUGAUGCAUUGAUUGUUCUAAGUGAUGCGAUGAAUAUUUGGUUAUUUGGUG